UGACAAGUAAUGUGUGGCCAGCCAGACUCGUCCCCCAAUUUCCAAACGAUUGCUUACCUAUCUCACUUCUGAUGCGUCCAAUUUCCAGCACACGACCUCCACAAACGUGGCAGAACCUGGUUUAGUCUUCUGUCGAUGACGCUUUGGACGCCCCUUUGUAUGAGACAGUGAGAACCGUUAUACUUCCCAGUUUACGGCACCCAACCCGCUACUUUCUGAGUCACCAUUCUGAUGUCUGAGCUCGAAUUGACAUCUCACAAAGUCUUGGUCUUUGACGUUUAUGGGACCCUCAUCGACUGGGAAUCCGGAAUAUACAAUAGUCUCAAGCCGCUCUUCCCAAAGGACACUCCGAGAGAAGAGGUGUUGCAGAAAUAUGCUGCUGCGGAACUAGAUCUUCAAAUGAAAGAUCCGAGUGUACCAUACUCGAAGAUCCUCCAUCUCGCUUGGCUGCAGCUCAGUGGUCAAGCUAACACUACUCUUGGAUCAGCUUCCUCGACGCUACCAACAAGCGAUGCUGAGCGCUUUGGAGCUUCCAUACCCACGUGGCAGCCAUUUGACGACACCGUUCAAGCCCUCCACAGACUGAAGAAGCACUUUGCUCUAGUGGUUCUCUCCAAUGUGGAUAACAGAAGUUUUGGCGGCACACAUGAGUUGCUAAAAUCUAAAACACAUGAAGCUUCCAAGAGCAGAUACCCGACAGAUACCCCCGACUCCCCUUUCUCACUCAUCCUCACCGCCCAGCAACUUAAUGCGUAUAAACCAGACUUGAGGGUGCUGGAAACUGCACUCCAGCAAGUCUCGUCUGCGCCUCGCCCCCUCAUACCGCAUCCUAGCCCACCCUGGGGUGUGGGGGCACGCGAGGUACUUGUAGUGGCGAACUCGCUUCUACAUGACAUCGAGCCCGCAAAUCUUCACAGUCUUAACAGUGUGUGGAUUUCACGCCAUGAGAAAAAUAUCAUCGGGUCCAAAUCCGAAUUGAAGGAACGAGGUACUUGGACAUGGAGGUUCGAGACAUUAGGUGAUCUGGCAGAUGCGGUGGACCAGGAGGUUAAAGAAGCGCGCGGGGCUACAUGAACUUCAGAUAGGACAAGUUGUUGUCAUUGUAUACUUUGGUUGGAUGUGGUGUAUGAGGCUGGUACAACUGUCAUAAUUCCAGUGUAUGAGCGAACACUAGCUUGAAAGAAGUUGAAAGAUAUUUAUGAUGCGAUCCAACGGGUUGAUAGGUUCUUCUGUAUACAGUCUUCUGUCUGGAAAAUUAACUAAGGGUUCAAGCGAGAUCGGAAUAGAUGAUCCCCUCCUUUCUCAUUUUUAGCACUCCAAAUUUCGAAUAAGUUGAUACUCGAACUCCUGUUAAAAUAGAUCAGACAGUAGUCCCGGGCUUACCCGAGCCCCGCUUUUAACCCUCGGUUUCUUAGUUCACCCGAACACAUGACAUAGAUGGGAAUCAUCUUGCUGGC
Messenger RNA from Suillus subaureus, 1457 nucleotides. Its product is annotated as HAD-like domain-containing protein. Lineage: Eukaryota; Fungi; Basidiomycota; Agaricomycetes; Boletales; Suillaceae. The record is from RefSeq and is a predicted model, not a curated record. The coding region runs from base 232 to 1074 and encodes 280 amino acids. The transcript is spliced from 3 exons.